Helianthus annuus (common sunflower) is the source of this 4016-nucleotide messenger RNA. Its product is annotated as glycine dehydrogenase (decarboxylating) A, mitochondrial. NCBI's taxonomy places the organism in Eukaryota, Viridiplantae, Streptophyta, Magnoliopsida, Asterales, Asteraceae. Gene Ontology annotation, cellular component: mitochondrion; apoplast; glycine cleavage complex. Gene Ontology annotation, molecular function: glycine dehydrogenase (decarboxylating) activity; glycine binding; pyridoxal phosphate binding. The coding region runs from base 659 to 3766 and encodes 1035 amino acids. Gene Ontology annotation, biological process: glycine decarboxylation via glycine cleavage system. The transcript is spliced from 16 exons. The record is from RefSeq and is a predicted model, not a curated record.
AAAUAAAAUCCCUAAAAUAAAUAUCUUUCACAAAAAUGGGAAUGGAGGUGAUGCAAUUGCAACACACUCCCCUUUGUUGUAGUACUAUUUCUCACAAAUUAGAAAGAUAACUAGGGUUUGAUCGAAAGUAUGACACAUGUUUCCGAUUGUGUUUUGAUGGGAGGUUGACAGAGAGAUAAGGUGAAUGUGAAAUAGGAUCGGCCACCCCAACAUAUUGUGCUCCACUGAAACCCAAUCCAAUCUAUCCAAUGCCUGCCACAUGUUCGACCAUUUGCCUGACUGAAUCAAGAUCACCAUCUGUCACUGGUUUUGUUCUACAGUUGCUGAUAAUAAACGAUUGGCUUUGGUUGCUCGCGGUUAAGAGUACAGACACCAAACAACUAUCAUCUCCACGUGUCCCAACAAUGCCGCCAGUUUUCCUUUCAACUUGUUGGUAGCCAAUAUGAAAGCAGGCAUAUAGUUCAGGACCAAAAGCAUAACUUUUUAGCUACUUGAUGACAUCACGUGACUAGAUAGAUGAACAACAUGUGAGGCCAGUGUACUCCCAUUAACCCCUUUUUAUCACCACCACCACCCCACCAAUCCAUGAACCCAUAAACAACAACAGAGCAUUCUUGCUCUAUCUUCCUCAACCUUCAUCCAGUCUCACCCAAACCCAAUGGAACGUGCACGCAGGCUCGCCAACAAAGCCAUCCUCAGGCGCCUAUUAUCCCAAACCAAACGCAACCCAUCAUCCCCAGCCCUCUAUUCUCCUUCACGGUAUGUCUCCUCCUUAUCUCCAUACAUAUGCAGUGGCCCUAACAUUAGAUCCGAUAGAAACAUCACCGGGUUCGGUUCACAAACCCGGUCCAUAUCAGUAGAUGCAUUGAAACCAAGUGACACUUUCCCACGUCGCCAUAAUUCAGCCACCCCUGAUGAACAAAUCAAAAUGGCUGAAUUCGUCGGCUACCCGAAUCUCGACUCGCUCAUUGACGCCACUGUGCCGAAAUCUAUCCGUCUUGAUUCCAUGAAGUAUUCCAAGUUCGAUGAGGGGUUAACCGAGUCGCAAAUGAUUGCACACAUGCAAGAUUUAGCUUCUAAGAACAAGAUCUUUAAGUCGUUUAUCGGUAUGGGGUAUUACAACACUUAUGUGCCCACUGUUAUAUUAAGAAACAUUAUGGAGAACCCGGGUUGGUAUACGCAGUAUACGCCGUACCAAGCUGAGAUCGCCCAGGGCCGGCUUGAGUCCUUGCUCAAUUUCCAAACCAUGGUGACUGAUCUAACGGGCUUGCCCAUGUCGAACGCUUCGUUGCUUGAUGAAGGGACUGCUGCUGCUGAAGCUAUGGCUAUGUGUAAUAACAUUCUAAAGGGUAAAAAGAAAACGUUUAUUAUUGCUAGUAACUGUCACCCGCAAACUAUCGAUAUUUGUAAAACUCGGGCUGAUGGGUUUGAUUUAAAGGUGGUUACGUCGGAUCUUAAGGAUUUCGAUUACUCGUCUGGUGAUGUGUGUGGGGUUCUGGUUCAGUAUCCGGGGACCGAGGGUGAGGUGUUGGAUUAUAGUGAGUUUAUUAAGAAUGCGCACGCGAAUGGGGUGAAAGUGGUCAUGGCUAGUGAUUUGUUGGCUUUGACUGUUUUAAAGCCGCCGGGUGAACUUGGGGCGGAUAUCGUGGUCGGUUCGGCUCAACGGUUUGGCGUUCCUAUGGGUUAUGGUGGUCCGCAUGCAGCUUUUCUUGCGACGUCCCAAGAGUAUAAGCGAAUGAUGCCUGGAAGGAUUAUCGGUGUUAGCGUUGAUUCUUCAGGGAAACCGGCUUUACGUAUGGCGAUGCAGACCCGUGAGCAACAUAUCAGGAGGGAUAAAGCAACUAGCAACAUUUGUACAGCUCAGGCGUUGCUUGCAAACAUGGCUGCUAUGUUCGGUGUUUACCACGGACCUGAAGGUCUAAAGACCAUUGCCAAACGGGUCCACGGUCUAGCUGGCACGUUUGCUGCAGGUUUGAAGAAGUUAGGGACAGUACAAGUUCAAGAUCUCCCCUUUUUCGACACUGUGAAAGUAACAUGUGCUGAUUCAAGCGCGAUUGCUGAAGAAGCUUACAAGCACAACAUGAAUCUCCGUAUUGUCGACAAAAACACUAUCACUGUCUCAUUCGAUGAGACAACAACGAUUGAAGAUGUUGAUACUUUGUUCAAAGUUUUUGCAUUAGGAAAACCUGUGACCUUCACUGCUGCAUCCAUUGCACCCGAGGUUCAGGAUGCUAUCCCAUCUGGGCUUGUAAGGGAGACUCCGUAUAUGACCCAUCAAAUUUUUAACACGUAUCAUACGGAGCAUGAGCUACUAAGAUACCUUAGCAAAUUGCAAUCAAGGGACCUUUCAUUAUGCCACAGUAUGAUUCCACUGGGAUCGUGUACCAUGAAGCUUAACGCAACUACAGAAAUGAUGCCUGUGACAUGGCCCGCCUUUGCAGAUAUUCAUCCUUUCGCUCCUACUGAACAGGCAAAGGGUUAUCAGGAAAUGUUCGAGAACUUGGGUGACUUGUUGUGUAGCAUUACUGGAUUCGAUUCAUUCUCGUUGCAACCGAAUGCUGGUGCUGCUGGAGAAUAUGCCGGACUGAUGGUUAUCCGAGCAUAUCAUAUGGCAAGAGGAGAUCAUCAGAGGAAUGUAUGCAUUAUCCCAGUGUCGGCACAUGGAACAAAUCCUGCUAGUGCUGCUAUGUGCGGCAUGAAAAUCAUCACUGUGGGAACCGACUCGAAAGGUAACAUAAACAUCGACGAAGUACGCAAGGCUGCGGAGGCAAACAAAGAUAAACUAUCUGCUCUUAUGGUUACCUAUCCUUCAACUCAUGGAGUUUACGAAGAGGGUAUCGAUGAAAUUUGCAAAAUUAUUCACGACAAUGGCGGUCAGGUUUACAUGGAUGGAGCAAACAUGAACGCACAGGUUGGUUUGACGAGUCCAGGGUUUAUUGGUGCGGAUGUGUGCCAUCUAAAUUUGCACAAGACGUUUUGCAUUCCACACGGUGGAGGUGGUCCCGGUAUGGGUCCCAUCGGUGUGAAAAAACACUUGGCACCGUACUUGCCGUCACACCCUGUGGUGGCGACAGGUGGCAUUCCGGCCCCUGAACACAAUGAGCCGCUUGGUACCAUUGCUGCGGCCCCUUGGGGUUCGGCUCUUAUCUUGCCGAUAUCAUACACAUACAUUGCCAUGAUGGGAUCUCAAGGAAUAACAGAUGCAUCAAAGAUAGCUAUCCUGAACGCAAACUACAUGGCCAAACGUCUAGAGAAUCACUAUCCAAUUCUUUUCCGUGGUGUGAACGGAACGGUUGCCCAUGAAUUCAUUGUUGAUUUACGACCAUUGAAGACUACUGCUGGCAUAGAACCCGAAGAUGUUGCUAAACGUCUUAUCGAUUACGGGUUUCACGGCCCAACGAUGUCAUGGCCAGUUCCAGGAACACUCAUGAUUGAACCAACUGAAAGUGAAAGCAAGGCGGAGUUGGACAGGUUUUGUGAUGCUUUAAUCUCCAUUCGACAAGAAAUCGCGGAGAUUGAGAAAGGAACAGUUGAUCUCAACAACAAUGUCAUCAAGGGCGCUCCUCACCCGCCACAACUACUCAUGGCUGACAAGUGGACAAAACCGUAUUCUAGAGAAUACGCAGCGUACCCUGCUCCCUGGCUCCGUGCUGCUAAGUUCUGGCCUACUACAUGCCGUGUGGACAAUGUGUAUGGAGACCGCAACCUCAUCUGUACUCUUCAGCGACCAGAGGAGUAUGAAGAGAAAGCGGAAGCUACUGCUUAAGUGAGCUAUGAACUGCACCACGUGCUUGAAGGUUAUUUCAAAGAUUUAUACUUGAAUCUGUUCUUGUAUAUACACGGGUUUCGUGUUUCUAUGCCUUUUGGCUGCUGGAUUUUAUGAUAUUCCUGUAAUCAUGAAGACCAGCUGAUCUUAUAACAACGACCCCUUCUAAUGUACAGCUUUCACUUCUUGUGAAACACACCUUAUUAAGCUAUCUGUUAAAUCCAAAUACAAUAACUAAAGCUUUUCAAAA